ACCCCUCUCUGAAAACACAUUUAUAUAAAGGCGUGGUGUUAUUUAAAGCUCAUUCAUUUGAACUUCUUGCCUUGACCAUGGAGCAUAUUCAUCAAUUUAUUUUCGUGCUUUUGCUGCUCGUUGCACUGCUCAGCGCUGUCAAUGGACUGCCUUUUGGACUUAAUUGGGGCCCAUCUUCGAACCAGGGACCCAGCGGCGGUCCAGCCUGGAAUGGGGGCCAUGAUCAGUCAACCGAUUCUACAUACAAUGCUCAACAUUCAAAUGGUGCUGGCAAAUGGCGCUAUUAAUUGAUCAUACGACUGACUUUUAUAACUUAGCAUAUGAAAAAUAGUACAUUUUGUAGUUGCUUAAUUUAUGAGCUGUAUUAAAAAUUGAUUUCGAUUUCA
Molecule: messenger RNA, 386 nt
Organism: Drosophila hydei
Lineage: Eukaryota; Metazoa; Arthropoda; Insecta; Diptera; Drosophilidae
Exons: 2
Coding region: 78-287 (69 amino acids)
Source: RefSeq, a predicted model, not a curated record